Sphaerodactylus townsendi is the source of this 5314-nucleotide messenger RNA. It is a transcript of the gene NEK9, whose product is annotated as NIMA related kinase 9. Gene Ontology annotation, biological process: protein phosphorylation. The transcript is spliced from 22 exons. The record is from RefSeq and is a predicted model, not a curated record. Bases 291 to 3191 code for a protein of 966 amino acids. Lineage: Eukaryota; Metazoa; Chordata; Lepidosauria; Squamata; Sphaerodactylidae. Gene Ontology annotation, molecular function: protein kinase activity; ATP binding; protein kinase binding. Gene Ontology annotation, cellular component: centrosome.
CAGCCGCCGACAUGGAGCGCCCGGGGGUUGAGAGGCCUCCGGGAGGCCGGUGAAGGGGUAGCCCAGGGGGGACCCUUUUCCUGCUUGGUCUGAGGCUGGGGAAAGGGGGUUCGCGCAUGCGCGCUAAUAGAUCCUUGCUGGAUCUCUGGCGGAGGCUGCUGCAGCUGCUGCUGGAGGGAGCUGCUGGCCGCCUCCAGCCCUCCGAGGCUCCCCAUCUCCUCUAGACCCCCGGCGGGGCAGCUUCUCCCCUCUUCCUCCGCCCCAGGCAAGCAGGCGGCGCAGGAGCAGCCAUGUCUUUGGGCGAGUACGAGAGGCACUGCGACUCCAUCAACUCCGACUUCGGGAGCGAGUCGUCCAGCAGGAGCGGCCCCCGGCCUGCGCCUCCUGGCUUAGGCGGCGAGCAAGAGGAGUUGCAUUACGCCCCCAUCCGCAAUCUGGGCCGGGGGGCCUUCGGGGAGGCCACCCUGUAUCGUCGUACUGAGGAUGACUCGCUUGUAGUUUGGAAGGAAGUGGACCUGACCAGACUCUCAGAAAAAGAACGGCGUGAUGCCUUAAAUGAGAUUGUUAUUCUUGCUCUGCUGCAGCAUGACAACAUCAUUGCCUAUUACAAUCAUUUCAUGGACAAUACCACACUUUUGAUUGAACUGGAAUACUGUAAUGGGGGGAAUCUCUAUGAUAAGAUCCUGCGGCAGAAAGACAAGUUGUUUGAGGAAGAGAUGGUGGUGUGGUACCUAUUUCAGAUUGUAUCUGCCGUAAGCUGCAUCCACAGAGAAGGAAUACUGCACAGAGACAUAAAGACAUUGAAUAUCUUCCUCACUAAAGCAAAUCUCAUAAAACUGGGCGAUUAUGGUUUGGCGAAAAAGUUGAACUCUGAGUAUUCCAUGGCUGAGACAUUGGUAGGAACCCCAUACUACAUGUCUCCUGAGCUGUGUCAGGGAGUAAAAUACAACUUCAAAUCUGACAUCUGGGCAGUUGGCUGUGUCGCUUUUGAGCUCCUCACACUGAAGAGAACUUUUGAUGCUACCAAUCCAUUGAACCUGUGUGUGAAGAUUGUGCAAGGCAACCGGACCAUGGAGGUUGAUUCCAGUGUUUAUUCUCUGGAUCUCAUUCAGAUGGUGCAUUCCUGCCUUGAUCAGGAUCCUGAGAAGAGGCCUACUGCUGAUGAGGUGCUUGGUAGUCCCCUUCUCAGCAAACGCAGGAGAGAGAUGGAAGAGAAAGUUGCGCUGCUUAAUGGCCCGAACAAGCGACCAAGAUCAAGCACCAUGAAUGAGGCUCCCAUUGCAGUGGUGACUUCACGCAGUAGUGAAGUGUAUGUAUGGGGGGGUGGAAAGUCCACCCCUCAAAAGCUAGAUGCCAUCAAAGGUGGCAGCAGUGCACGACAGGUCUGUGCAGGAAACACUCACUUUGCGGUGGUGACAGUGGAGAAGGAGCUCUAUACAUGGGUGAACAUGCAAGGGGGCACCAAGUUGCACGGCCAACUGGGGCAUGGCGACAGGGCCUCUUACAGGCAACCGAAGCAUGUGGAAAAACUGCAGGGCAAGGCCAUUCGCCAAGUGUCUUGUGGUGAUGACUUUACUGUGUGCAUCACAGAUGAAGGUCAGGUAUUUGCCUUUGGCUCAGACUAUUAUGGCUGUAUAGGUGUUGGCAAAGCUUUUGGCUCUGAGGUUCUGGAACCUGAGCAGCUGAACUUCUUUCUCAGCAAUUCUGUGGAACAGGUAUCUUGUGGAGAUAACCAUGUGGCUGUGCUGACCAGAAACCAAGAGGUCUACACAUGGGGCUGUGGAGAAUAUGGACGCCUAGGGCUGGAUUCAGAAGAGGAUCAUUCCCUCCCACAGAAGGUGGAAAUUCAGAAGACCUCCAAUAUUGUUUCAGUCCAGUGUGGCAAUGAUGGAACUUUUCUGCUUACACAGGCAGGCAAGGUCUUAGCUUGUGGUCUGAAUGAAUUCAAUAAGCUGGGCCUGAACCAGUGCACUUCAGGCCUCAUUAAUCAUGAUGCUUACCAAGAAAUACCCUACACCACCACUUUCACCUUGGCCAAGAAGCUCUCUUUCUACAAAAUUCGCACCAUUGCCCCAGGAAAAACACACACAGCUGCUAUAGAUGAACGGGGCCGCCUGCUUACUUUUGGUUCCAACAAGUGUGGGCAGCUGGGUGUUGGAGAUUAUAAGAAACGUUUGGGUAUUAAUCUGCUUGGAGGCCCCCUUGGGGGAAAGCAGGUUAUCAGGGUUUCCUGUGGGGAUGAGUUCACUAUAGCUGCUACUGAUGAUAAUCAUAUUUUUGCCUGGGGGAAUGGUGGCAAUGGUCGCUUAGCGAUGACACCAACAGAAAGAGCUCAUAGUUCUGAUAUUUGUACGUCGUGGCCUCGGCCCAUUUUUGGCUCCCUGCAUUAUGUUCCCGAUCUGUCUUGCCGUGGCUGGCACACUAUUAUAAUUGUCGAAAAAGUGAUAAAUUCCAAAACCAUCCUUCGUUCAAGUAGCAGUGGCUUGUCCAUUGGGACGGUGGCUCAGAGUUCUACAGCUGAAGGAGGAGAAGAUGAGGAAAGUGAGCGAGAGUCUGAGACUCCUGAUCCCAGUAGAGGUUUCCGAGGAACCAUGGAAGCAGACCGCAAAAUGGGGGAUCGGAUCAGUGCAACAGAAGACAUUGGAGAUAGCAGUGCUUCUGCCAGCAGCUCUUGCCCUAGCUGGUUACGCAAGGAGCUGGAGAAUGCAGAGUUCAUCCCCAUGCCUGACACUCCAUCUCUUGCAAGUCUAGCCUCUUCAGGAUCUAAGAAGGAGACCCUUCCCUACAAAGAGCUGAAGGGCCUCCACUUGGCAUCUCCUCCUCCUGUUGACACUGACAAGUCUACAGCAGAAUCUUGGCAGCACCUCUUUGAUACAACAGAGGCCUGCAGUGGAGAAAAGACAUCGGUGGUACCAACAGCAUGCAAGUGCAGCUUGUUGCAGGCUGAACUGGAGCGACUGAGUGGUUUGGUAUUAAAAUGCUUGGCAGACCAGCAGAAGCUGCAGCAGGAAACCUCUCAUCUCAGUGCUCAGCUUCAGAGCCUCUCCAGGGCGGAAGGAACACAACCGUUGGAGGUUCACACCAAAGCCACACAAACAUCCAAGGAAGAGAUGGAAGUGGAUCCAAAGCCUGACCUGGAUUCUGACUCCUGGUGUCUCCUGGGAACUGAUUCAUGCCGCUUCAGUCUCUAGUCUUUUGAGGCCACUGGUAUCCAUCCAAUUUCACAGCACACUAACUAAAUGAAAGAGCAGCUUUCCUGACUACAGGUCCUUUGUGAAUAGGAGAUUAGAUUCUCCACAACAGCUUCCCUAUAUAUGUGUGUGGGGUGGGCGGGGGGGCACACCCUCUUAAGCUAAGAUCCUAGGAAGAAAUUUGGAGUGACAGAGCUCCAAGCUCUAGCUGGGACACACUCCAGUAUCACAGUUGCAGCCAGCUCUUGUUAUAUCAGCCUGCCUUUGAGGUUAGGUAGCCACAGGAAUGACUAACUGCCAUUAGCACUUCAUUCUUUCACAACUUCCCAAGGGCAGUAUUGAGUCUCUAAUGUCAGUCACUUCAUCUUUGGGCAAGCAAAAGGGGGAAACUUAUGUAUGACCCAGCAUUGCAGUCAGACUGAAAAUGUCCUGAAAGGUUAAGGGGCAGGACCCCUGCCUCCAUGGGAAGCCAGGACAAGAGCUUGUUCUGAAUGUAGAUGAGAGCUCACAAAACAGAAAUGGUAGCACGUAUAUUUUUCACUUCACAUGCAUUUUUAGCCCUGUUACUUCCAGUCUGUACCAAAAGUAUUUAAAGCUUUAACUUAAAGGGGUGUUUGGGAGAAGAUUGCAGGCACCCAUUCUUAACCCUUCCUGCUAAGCUGAAACAAACACAAAAACUGGCUGAAACUUCCUGUUAUCUAAGAAGGGGGGUCUCUAUUUGUAGAGUUUGCAACAGCUGUUUUCAAGCCAGAGGAGGAAUGUGUAGAAUUUGAAUUUAGACGGUUAUUUGUUCCAUCUGUUCAGCUUGAUUUGAGUCCCAAAACUUGUUUGUGCCUAGUUUCUUAGAAGUGCUGUUGAAAGCCUUUCACUCUAUCCCCACCCCAAAUUUUGCUUCCUGUCCACAGCUUUAAGGCCAGAAAGCAGCUGUGCGGGCUUUAGCAGAAUGUAUCUGACCAUAUUCCUGGCACUGCUUGGCCACAUAUAACUUUAAAGGUUUUUGUAUACUGUCAGUAAUAAGCUGCGUAUGAAGUAACUUUGAUGGCAGGAUAGUUCAUUUCCCAUUAAAUAAUAAAAUUGAUACUUUUGCUAAUUAGUUUGCCAAAUAAUUGAACUCUAGCAUAGAGUUCCCAGAGUUCCUCACAGUCUAACCUAACCUGCAGCAGUCACUCUGUUUUUUUUUGAUGUUCCUUACUUUUGAUCUGGUCAAUUUAUGUUAUCUUAGUCUCCCACAACCACUCUAAGAUCCCUAGGUACUCUUAUAUUCUAGAAGGCUGAUAAAAUAUUUUCUGGCUGGAGAUGGCUGCCAGAGCAUCCUUUUAGGAAUAGCAGAUUUUUAAAAGCUUUACCUGGUUCAGCUUCUAAUAUAUAGAAAAGAAUCAGGCAGUUUUUUCCUGUGUUCAGACCCAAGAUCAAGUAGGCUUGCCUUCCUUGCUAUAGGAAGGAGCAGCUCAAAGAACUUGAAUAUAAUGAAUUCCAAAUUGUUCAGCGAAUGAUUGUGCCAUUUGAGUGUUCUUUAUACAUGGGAUCUCCUGUCUUCUAUAAGUAUUGGAAUUGCUUUGUAUGAAUGUUAUACAGUAGAGACUUUGAGAGGAAAGAAGUAAGUUGGGGCCAUGUCCAGCAAAGGUUCGCUGACCUGAUGGAGACAGCUCUCCUGUCUUUUUUUCUCAGUCCUCCAUGUUUGGAAAACAAAGUGAACAGGGUUCCUCUUGGAACUACUACAGUAGUAGAUUUACUGUAUUGAGAGUGACUGUGAUGCACAGCAAUAUGUGCCUUAAAAGAUUCACGCAUCCAGUAUGUGCCUGUUACAGACCAUGACUUAUCCACCGACUAUGUUAUGCAACCAAAGAAGCAUUUUACAACAGACCUUGUUCUGGACUUGAGUGAAGGACAAGUGGGCCAGGGUGCCUUGAAGCGGUUUCAGAUCCACAUCCCUUCCCCAUCCAGCAGUGCUAACCACUCAGAUGUUGAUCUUUUUCUAGCAUUGUUGUUGAUUUGUUAUGGUAGAAUAUGUCUUAUAUCUGCACUGACACUAGCUGAAAACUAGUUUGUCAUUAUCUAUCUUUGAGAUGUUCAAUGGUGGAAUGGUUUGAAGUUUUGUUUUAAAUAAACGUUCACACUUAUUA